Molecule: messenger RNA, 2048 nt
Organism: Caenorhabditis sp. 36 PRJEB53466
Lineage: Eukaryota; Metazoa; Nematoda; Chromadorea; Rhabditida; Rhabditidae
Source: the annotation of a GenBank genome assembly
AUGGGAAACUCGAAUAGUAGGUCCAAUGAUUUGAUGAUCGAUAUUUUAGUCAGAAGGAACCGAGCUCUCGUUCGUAAUGUCGAAAAAGCCUUUCGUCUCGUCGACCGUGCUCAUUUUCUGCCGUCGAAUCAGCGGAACAACGCAUACACUCUCCUUCCGCUCCGCUUGCAAACCAACGAGGACGGCCCUCUCUGGCCGGGCCCUCUUCAUAUUUCGAGCACUGACAUCUACAUCGCCGUGGCUCGAGAACUGGAUUUCCAGAAGGGAAACUCCUUUCUGAACAUCGGAUCGGGCUCCGGCUACUUCAGCACUGUUGCUGGCUUUCUUAUUGGUCAGUUUAUUUCUUUUGAAUUCUGUCAUUAACGAAUUCCGAAUUCUCAGGUGAUACCGGGAUCAACCAUGGCAUCGACGUGUACCAGAACCUUGUCGAUUAUGCGGACGAACGAGUCAAACAGUUCAUCCUGGAGCCGGCAUCUAGCUCCACCGGAUGGGUCCGUCCCGAGUUUCGUACCUGCGACGCACACAACGAAGCAUUUCUGGAGAAGCAUGCGGAGACGUACGACCGGAUCUACGUCGGUUUCAUAAUAAGAAAAGAACGGAUACUGUCGAGAAUUCUGAGAAUGCUCAAAGUAGGAGGAGUGCUCGUUGCUCCAAACGAAAGAAACGUCAGUUCGACUCUUUUUCUAUCCUCCGCUCAUCCAGAAAAUGUUCCUUCAGCUAUGCCGUUACAUUCGCAUGGAUGCCGAUCACUGCCACCGUACAGUCCUCUCCCGGAUGAGCUUCGCCCGUGCCAUCAAAUGGAGUCCCAAUGUCCCUCUGCCUCCCGCUCCCACUUUUGACACGUACCGUUUCCCUCAGUUUCCCGGGCACAUUGUUCCCGUUUUAGAAUGCCUUCGUUGAUUCAAUUGGCUCGUCAAGCCGUUCGUCGUUCAGUCCGUCUCACAUCGUUCACUCCGAACGUCAUGAAGAGAAUAUCACGCACGAUUUUGGUCGGCAAGAAUGGACAGAACAGACGACCCGAUAUCAUGCUACCACAUUCACCACGUCAUCAGGCUUUAGAGCAAUUUCUUGAGCACUACGCCGCAGAGUCCGAUGACUCCCACCACCACCAUCAUCACAUAGAAAAUUUAAUACGCGUGGAACAGGUGGAUGAAGGGAUUCCGACUGAAUCCUCCUCUACUUCCGACGACGACUCCCAAAAUCUUUCGCUUUCCGACGAUUCCAUCAGUUCUUUCGAAGGGAUCAACUGGAGAGAAUUAGGAACAAUUCGAACCGAGUACGAGAGAAUUCUCACGGAAAGAGGCGUUAGAGUGCCAGAGAGAGGAUCGGUAAGUUACGAAGAAAUGGAGAGAGUGGUGCAGGAUGCGAGAAGGAAUCCGCCGGAGGAGGAGGACGAAGAGCCCGACCCACUCCACAUGAAGCUGUUCACGGAGCAGGGAACGGUCAGUUGCACUCAGAGUCUGAGAAUGGGAAGAAUAUCCGGAAUAGUUUCAGAACGGCGAACGGAGGACGGUCGGAGUGUUGGCGUAUUAUGAGAUAUCAUCCGACGAAGAACAAGAACCCUCAGAUUAUGAAGAUUCCGACGAGCAAGAGUCGGAAAAGGAGGAGAAGAAGCCUUCAGGAGAAGUAAGCUUCGAGAUUGGGCAGGCAGAAGGGGCGGAGACGGACGAUGAACCGGAAGGAUCCGAAUCGGACGGAGAACGCGAAGACAGCAGUGACGGAGAGGACGGGCCGUCCACUUCUGCGGGACCUUCUCGGAACAACACGCAGAAACGGCACUUGGAUGCCAACAGAAAACCCACGAAGCGUUUCAAGGAGACUGUCGACGGAAAUAAGAAAAAGAAGAAGUCGGGCGCGGGAGUGGUGAGUUUCCCUCCCGUAAACUGGGCAGCAGUUUUCGUUUUCAGACGCUCGUCCAAUUGCGAGCAAGCCGAGACAAGGCAGUCAAAGUGGCGGAUAGCAACUUCAGAGAACGCAUUCGCCAAUUUCCAAUUCCAAAGAAAGUGCAAGAUUACGUGUCACUGAUGCAGCAUGACGUCAAGAUAUAG